Capsicum annuum is the source of this 2856-nucleotide messenger RNA. RefSeq names its product cationic amino acid transporter 2, vacuolar. The coding region runs from base 523 to 2457 and encodes 644 amino acids. Gene Ontology annotation, biological process: amino acid transport; transmembrane transport. NCBI's taxonomy places the organism in Eukaryota, Viridiplantae, Streptophyta, Magnoliopsida, Solanales, Solanaceae. The record is from RefSeq and is a predicted model, not a curated record. Gene Ontology annotation, cellular component: membrane. Gene Ontology annotation, molecular function: amino acid transmembrane transporter activity. The transcript has 14 exons.
AGUGGUGGCACAAAUCUUUUGCAGGUACACGCGCCCGCGCGUGAAGAACACUUUUUUUUUUUUUUUUUUUUUGACUUUUUUUGGCUUACAUAAUAAUUAAAGCAAACAUCAAUUUCAUUGGAUUAAAUGGAUUUGUAGGAUUCUUUCUGUAAAAAUAUUUCUGCAGAAUCUUCCCAAUUUUCCUUCUGCUUCUCAAAGGUCAAUAAUUUCCAGGAAUUUAUCCUUUUAUGCCUUUGAGUUUUGCUCUUUUCAAGAACCUAUAAAACACCCCUUAUAUAUUCAAUUAUUCAUUGCAUUAUAAUCCAAGAUUUUCAUAUAUAGUAAUAUUUAUAAAAAAAAGAUUCAAACUUUCCAACACCCAUUUGGAAAAAUUGUUGUUUUUUCAUCAUGGGGUUUGUUGGUUGUACACAAAAGAUUGUAUUAUAAUUCAAGAUUUUCAUAUAAGAUAUAGUAUUUAGUAAAAAAGAUUGAAAAUUUGCAACCACCAUUUGGGAAAAAAUUGUUAUUGUUGAUUGAUUGGUUAUGGGGUUUGUUGAAGGAGGGGGUGAUAAAGGAGGGUGUUUUAUUGGAGGUAUGAAAAGUCUUGUAAGAAGGAAGCAGGUUGAUUCUGCAAAUUCUAAAUCCUCUUCUGCAGCUGGUUCUUCUCAUCAAUUAGCUAAGGCCUUGACUAUUCCUCAUCUUAUUACUAUAGGGGUUGGUUCAACAAUAGGCGCUGGAGUGUAUAUUCUAGUUGGCACAGUUGCUAGAGAGCACUCAGGCCCGGCCCUCACCAUUUCCUUUCUAAUAGCUGGAAUAGCAGCUGCUCUUUCUGCCUUUUGCUAUGCGGAGCUCGCGAGUCGUUGCCCAUCAGCUGGGAGUGCCUAUCAUUAUUCUUACAUUUGUGUUGGAGAGGGUGUUGCUUGGCUGAUUGGUUGGGCAUUAGUAUUAGAGUACACAAUUGGAGGUUCCGCAGUUGCUCGUGGCAUAUCUCCAAAUCUGGCCAUGCUUUUUGGAAGUCCAGACAGCCUGCCGUUUUUCUUAGCUCGUUACACAAUCCCAGGACUGAAUCUUACAGUGGACCCGUGUGCAGCAAUAUUGGUUUUCCUUGUUACCGGGCUUUUAUGCGUUGGGAUCAAGGAGAGUGCUGUGGUACAAGGAUUUGUCACUUCAGUAAAUGUAUGUGUCAUGGCAUUUGUAAUUGUUGCUGGUGGAUAUCUGGGCUACAAAGCAGGAUGGCCAGGCUAUGAGCUUCCUGUUGGGUAUUUUCCGUAUGGAGUUAAUGGAAUGCUUGCUGGAGCUUCAACUGUCUUCUUUGCCUACAUUGGGUUUGAUUCAGUUGCUAGUACAGCUGAGGAGGUGAAGAAUCCUCAACGUGAUCUGCCAAUGGGAAUUGGUUUUGCGUUAUCGAUAUGCUGCUCUCUCUAUAUGUUAGUCUCUGCCGUUAUUGUUGGUUUAGUACCCUAUUAUGCUAUGGAUCCAGAUACGCCAAUCUCUUCUGCUUUUGCAAGCCAUGGAAUCAACUGGGCCGCAUAUGUAAUAACUAUUGGAGCUUGUACUUCUCUUUGCUCAACAUUGAUGGGUUCUAUAAUGCCUCAGCCACGAAUACUUAUGGCAAUGGCUCGGGAUGGAUUGCUGCCUGCGUUUUUCUCAGAUGUUAAUAAACGGACUCAAGUUCCUGUUAAGGGCACUGUAGCAACUGGUUUACUUGCUGGAACCUUGGCAUUUUUCAUGAACGUUGAACAGUUGUCAGGAAUGGUUAGUGUUGGUACACUUCUUGCAUUUACAAUGGUGGCUAUUUCGGUAUUGAUUCUCCGAUAUGUUCCACCAGUUGAGGUCCCACUUCCCUCCUCGUUGCAGGAGGCAAUAGACUCAGUAAGCCUGCGACGUAGUGGCUGUAGUAGCAGUUCAGACAUUGAUGUCGAGAACACCAAAAUUCCAACUGUGACCUCUGACGAUAGCACUCCAUUGUUAGGCGAGAUUUCAUCUGGGCAUCCUCUUGUAGAAAAAGCUGCAUCAAGGCUGAGCUAUCUAGUACGUCAAAGGCGGAAAGUUGCUGGCUGGACAAUUAUGUUCACCUGUAUUGGAGUAUGCAUCGUUACAUCCGCUGCUUCAAUUGUUAGCUUAUCUAAUCCUGCAAGGUAUGCACUGUCUGGAAUUGGUGGGUUCCUCCUGCUAUCUGGUCUGAUAGUGCUCACUUGCAUAGACCAGGAUGACGGGAGGCACAGCUUUGGACACACGGGAGGUUUCAUUUGUCCGUUCGUCCCACUUCUGCCUAUUGCCUGCAUUCUCAUCAAUGUGUACUUAUUAAUUAAUCUUGGUGGUGCAACUUGGGCUCGUGUAUCGGCAUGGCUGGUAAUAGGGGCGUGCAUAUAUGCUUUAUAUGGUCGUACCCACAGUUCACUGAACAGUGCAGUUUAUGUUCCUGCAACUCAUGUCGACGAAAUCUACCAGACAUCUGCACACUCCCUUACAUGUUGACACACGCAUCUGUCGAUGCAAGUGAUAAACCUUGUUUUCAGUUGCACAAGGUUUCAUGAAGAAGCAGCUGCCUAUAUAUUUGGUCUUUCUGCUGAUAAAACUUCUACAUGUUUCAGAAUGCUGAAACACAAAUCUGUUUUCCUGUACUUUGUGUCACUGUAUUUUUUUCCAAUUAUAGUUCUACAGCUGAAAGAGGAAAAACAAAAGAAAAUAUGUUAUUGCAAAACACAUAUAGUAUUUGUAAUCAGUAGUUGAUUCUUUGUAUGUACAUAUUUGUGAUAUAGCUGAUAGGGUUGUGAUUUUCUGGCAAUGAGGUACUUGUUGGAAGUGUAAAUAUGUAAAAUAUAAGUUUACAGACUUGUUGGAAUUUUACUCAAAUAGUACUGGUACUUGUUUUUA